This is a messenger RNA of Ostrea edulis (European flat oyster), 1701 nucleotides long. RefSeq names its product guanine nucleotide-binding protein G(s) subunit alpha-like. Gene Ontology annotation, molecular function: GTPase activity; GTP binding; G-protein beta/gamma-subunit complex binding. The transcript has 8 exons. Gene Ontology annotation, cellular component: heterotrimeric G-protein complex. NCBI's taxonomy places the organism in Eukaryota, Metazoa, Mollusca, Bivalvia, Ostreida, Ostreidae. The record is from RefSeq and is a predicted model, not a curated record. Gene Ontology annotation, biological process: adenylate cyclase-modulating G protein-coupled receptor signaling pathway. Bases 157 to 1452 code for a protein of 431 amino acids.
AAAGUGUCUAUAAAUGAUCACAUUACUACAGGACUUGUGUGACACAGUGAUGUAAAGUUCCCGAAUACACAACAGGCAAACGUUCAGGGAUUUUCUGCAAGAAGCUUAACUUAUAUCCAUCAAUAAUUUAUUUAUCUACAACGAUUAGAAACUGUCAUGCGCGAGAAAAUUAAGCAUUGUUUUUCCGCUGCUUGUGAGGACAGAUUCGUAUACCAUCAGUAUCAAGAGGAUGCAAAGAAAGCCAAACUUAGAAACAAACAAAUAAGCAAAAUUCUGAAACAACAAAAGAAGGAGGAGUUAAAGAAACUGAAAAUCCUGCUACUUGGGACUGGUGAAUCUGGAAAAAGUACUUUAACAAAGCAAAUGAGAAUAAUUCAUAUCAAUGGUUUCGAUAUGAGAGAGAGGCUAGACAAAGUAUGUGAUAUUAGAAAGAACAUCAAAGAAUCAAUCGUGGUCAUACUUUUGGCCAUGAAUCAGCUUGGGAUCCCUCUACAGACGGAGAACAACCACACAAGCAGGGAGUUCAUCCUUCACGAAGCUGGGAAUCCUGAAAUUCACAGAACAAACGAGUUUCUAGAGCAUGCUGAAAAGCUUUGGUCCGACCCUGGAGUACAGGAAUGUUACAGUAGAUCCCACGAGUUCCAACUGAUAGACUGUGCGAAAUAUUUCUUGGACAAGAUUCAUGAAAUAAAAAGUCCAGCCUAUGUUCCUUCUGACCAAGACAUUUUAAGGUGCCGUUGUGUGACCACUGCAAUUCAACAUAUUGAAUUUGGUGUUCCUGAUGGAGGUAAUAAGGUCAAAUUCAGCGUUUUUGAUGUUGGGGGACAACAAGGAGAAAGAAAGAAGUGGAUCCAAGUGUUUGACAGUGUGACGGCCAUUCUUUUCGUUGUGGACUGCAGCAGUUUCGACCAAACACUUCGUGAAGAUCCAACAAAGAACAGACUUCUGGAAGCCUUAGAGAACUUUGACCAAGUCUGGAACAAUCGAUUUCUUCGUUAUGUGUCAGUCCUUCUUUUCAUCAACAAAAUUGACGUCUUAGCAGAAAAGAUUGCCAGGGGACGUGAUAUCUCAGAGCUUACUAAGAAGUACCCGGGCGUAUUCCCAGAUUUUGAGACAUUCACACCCACAGAUGCAGAUAAACUUCACUUCCUUGAUGCUUUUGCAUCUCCUGCACCAGACAGUAGAAGAAAAUCUCGACCGACUAUACGCACCAACGUUGACCCCCUCACCGUUAAAACAGCCAUUUACAUCAAGUACCUAUUUAUGAAAAUUGUGCGGGGAGAGUUACAUCUGAGAGAAAGAAUCACGAAGCAGGAUAAACACUGGCACGAUGAGCAUGGGUGUGAAUAUUUCUAUACCUGUGCAAUAGACACUGCUAACGUUGAAAGAGUCAUGUACGGUUGUCGAACUCUUAUCGUGCAAAAUCAUCUAAGGCGGUAUGGCAUCAUUUAAAGAGAAACCGUGGGUAUUUUCAAAAUGUUAUUAUUCUGACUGGAAGUGAUAUCCAGACAGAUCAAUAUGAUAAUCAGCGGAUAUAUAUUCCUUUAGAUACAGGAGAGAGCCAUUUUUCUAUACAUCUAGUCAACUGCAUAAUGCUAUUCUCUGUCUUUCUCACACGGAUUCAUGUGCAUGUUAUAUUUUUGUAAGAGUUUAUUUAUGCUUGUGUAGAGUUCUUGUUUGAAUAAAAUGUAAAAAAAUACC